AUGAGUGCCCAACAGUUGUCUCCCUCUAUGCUGACUAUUCAAGGGUUCAACCAACUUGGGCAAAAAGCCAUGUAUUCUAUUGCACUGCAAACGGAAAUAGGGGACCUAUAUUCAGACUCCCUAUUCUAUGUGAUCGAUGCAGACACUUUAUACAACGUCUUGCUAGGAGGCCCAUGGCUCCAUACAUAUGGCACAAUCCCUUCUACACUUCACCAAUGCUUUAAAUGCUUGGUGGAUGGGGAAAUCAAGAACGUUUCAGCCGACAUGGACCCGUUCAGAGGCGAAGAGGUAAAUUACUCUAAUGCGAAGUUUUAUGAUCCACCUGAUCUCUCAUUUACACAACCAUCAAAGGUUGAUAAGGAGAAUAAAGGAGCAACUGUCAAAGCAAGAAAAUCACAGAAGGCAGAAGCACCCAAACCCUCAAGGGUAAUUCUUGUGAAGCUAACACCUCGUGGUGCAUCGUCCUCAAAAGGUGAACAAGUCCUGAUUUCAAAGACUCCCAAGCCAAAGAUAAUUGUCAAAACUUGA
Prunus armeniaca (apricot) is the source of this 528-nucleotide messenger RNA. NCBI's taxonomy places the organism in Eukaryota, Viridiplantae, Streptophyta, Magnoliopsida, Rosales, Rosaceae. The record is from the annotation of a GenBank genome assembly.